Messenger RNA from Geodia barretti, 2982 nucleotides. Lineage: Eukaryota; Metazoa; Porifera; Demospongiae; Tetractinellida; Geodiidae. The record is from the annotation of a GenBank genome assembly.
GCGGUUGCUAUAAGCCAGGGUGCUGUGGAUUUGAAUGACCACACAAGAAGGUACGUAGUCUCGCAAACCAGACCCUCACGCUUGCGAGAGACUAUAAGACGACAGAAGAGACAGAGAAAAGGAGAGAGCAGAGUCCUUUCUUUACAGUGCGGAAUAAGCAGAAUUUUUUUGGACAGCUAUGAGGGUCGCUGAAGGAUUUGCAAGAAAGGUGUCACUGCCAUUUAUUGGAAUCUCAUUCAUUGGUUGGAUUGUGUUUACUGCUGGUUUUGGACGGUACAAGAAAUGGUUGAAUGACUAUGAGGAUUAUGUAAGUGUGGAGGAAUCUUACCUUUACGCCUACUGGGCAGGCAGUGUGAUUGGUCCAUUUGCACAUAUGCUGGCCGUUGCUCAUGUGUUGCUGUGGGGACUGCCCAGCUCUGUUGUUGGAAGUACUACAGCUGUGGUCUCUAUCAUGUACCUGUCAGCUGUGGGUUAUGGCAUGGUGUUCUGUGGAAUCUACAUCGAGAGCACAUCUGAUGACGAUCUUCCUGAUGUAUUAGAUGAUUUGGAUAACAGUCUCAAGCUCGUGUUUGCCGGAGGGCUUAUAACUACUCUAUUCUGGGCUGUGCACCUGGCCUUUUGGCCAUGGUUGAAGAAAAAUGAAGAUAAUGGAGGGCAAACUGGAGACUUUUCUACUUUCUGAAAUACUUUUGACUAGCCUGAACUUUGUAGCUUCUUUGCAUAUAAUAUUAUACUGCAUAGGAUGAGUUUGCAUCCUAUUGUUGACUAUAUAGCACUGUGUUCAGGAAGUGCACCAAGCUGACCUCCUUUCUAUUUGCGGUCCAAGUCUAAUGCUUAUGAGUAGACUAGUGUGCUCGUAUGCCAGCAGCACAUGCAAGGGGUCGUAGAGCGCCCGAAGCCUGCGUAACAUGGACUACCAGCUUAUUCAAAAAGUAUUACUUUGUUGUUCCUCAGCAUGGUAGCAUUCAAGGAAGCCCCGCGUAACAACUUACGAUACCACCUUAUGUAUCCCCAUAUAAUAUAGCGACGCUGGUCGCGCGCGAAGGUUUGCGCAUGCGUGGCAUUUUCUCUGCAUACGCCCCUUUUUUGUGUAGCGCGAUGUCGAAUUGGAUGCUGGAUAUAUUGUUGCUCGCUCUGUGGGCAGGGACCGGCUGUGGAUACGAGUGGGAUGAUCAUGGCUACGUUCUCUAUUGUCCUUGCAUGGGACGUUUUGGAAAUCAAGCGGCUCACUUCCUUGGAGCUCUCCGAUUUGCCAAAGAGCUGAAUCGGACUCUUGCAGUGCCUCCAUGGAGAUCAUACACACGUAAGGCCAAUGUUCCGUUUGGUGAGUUGUUUGACAUUGAGGUAGUUCAGAGGUACCACAAGUCUCUCCCACUGGAAGAGUUCAUGGUCCAGCUAGCUCCUCAGCACUGGCCACCAGGAGAGAGAGUCGGAUACUGCUACAGGUUUACACUCUCUUUGCUGCACUCUAAUAUAUAGUACAUUAUAUGCUGGCUCCUACUUUAAUAGUACAUAUUGAACCACACUUGGCUCGUAGCUACAAUCUUUUGUAGUAGCUCAUGGAUACAGUCGAACUGCCAAACAAAGGACGUGUUUAAAACGGGCCCUUUGUUCUUUCUAUGUAGGUUGUCCCUAUUUCGGAAGUUCAUCUCUAUGCUAUUUUCGUUGAUUAGUAACAUAGUUUCUGCUGUUGGGCGGUUGUCGGUUUCUCGGAGGGUCUAUUAUCAGAGGUUUGGCUGUAUGUUUCUCUAGGGCUCGUGACCGAGGUGUUAAUGACUGUCUAAUGAAGGAGGGAAACCCGUUUGGUCCGUUCUGGGACGAACUUGGGGUGGGCUUUGACAGGUCAGAGUUCACCGGUCUUGGUCACGAUGUCUACAAUGAACGGACUCGAGAUCUGUGGAAUAAAAAGUUUCCCCCCAGCCCAGCACCCAGUCCUCACCUUCAAAGGAGCCCCGGCAUCUUUCCCAGUUCAGACGUUCAACAGAGACCUCCAGAGGUAUGUGGUGUGGAACAGUCACAUCAGGGAGUGGACGGAGGACUACGUCCAGAGAGAGAUCUCCGGGGAGCCCUACAUUGCAGUCCACCUCCGGAUCGGAUCUGACUGGGGGAGACUGGCAAGUGGCUAUAGUGUAGCAUACAUUGUUAUUGAGGCCAAAGUGUUAGCGGUCCAUCUCAGAUUUAGAUGUGACUGGGAGAAGGCAUGUGAGCGUGCUGUAGGCAUGCAGUCAUUCAUGGAGUCAGACCAGUGUCUGGAGGAUAUCCCAGGAGCCACCAUCACCCAGGAGAUGUGCCUCCAGACGCACGAGCAUAUAGCCCGACGUAUCAAGUCCCUGGCCGACAGUACUGACAUCCACCACGUGUUUAUUGCCAGUGAUGUGGACAGUGGACCCCAGACUCUCCUACAUCAAGAAGAAACUGCUGGGACCUAGUAUGAAUGUGCACUAUCUGAACCCAUCAGAUGCACCCCUCGACCUAGCAGUUAUGGGCAGAGCAGUUAUGGGCAGAGCAGACUACUUCAUUGGCAACUGUGUCUCGUCAUUCACAGCCUUUGUAAAGAGAGAGAGAGACAUCCACCAUCGUCCGACAGAGUUCUUUGGAUCUUAAGAUGCAGUCCUUCCUAAGAACAACCGGGAAAUAACCGAGCUAUAGAGCUACCAUCAUCCUAUAUGUAAUAGUUAAUGUACGGAAGUCAGUGCUGUGCGCGUAAUAAUGGUACGAGGGGCGCAGCCGAGUUGCUGUAUGAUAUCGAGACCACGUUCCGAGUACCAUUAUCACGCGCACAGCACGUGCUUCCGUACAUUAAAUAAUUUAUUGUAUGCGUGGGCGAUUCAAAAGGCGGCGACCAGGAAAACCGGCGUUCAGAACGGAAGAGAGGACGAGAAGCUCGCGGAGCGCCCUUCCAGCAGCUGUUUGUGUCACCGUCUGAGUCGACCUCCGUCUACGAAAGGCCGCCGAGGCGUCAUUCCCGCAAAGCGUACGCUA